CCCUCUUCCCUCUCGCCCGAGCGAACCAAAGAAAGAAGAAGAAGAAGAAGAAGAAGAAGAAGAAGAAGAAGAAAUGCGGAGCGCCCCCGCCCCCGCCCCCGACGACGACGCCGCCUCCACGUCCUCCGCCUCCUACUGGUGGCGGUCCGCGGCGGGCGAUGCCGGCGUGGGGGGAGUGAGGGUGGUGCGGGAGAUGGAGCGGGUGGCGGCGAUGGCGGAGGAGCGCAUGGACGAGCUCCGGCACCGGCUGGUGACGUACCGGGCGGGGGACUUCUGGCUCCCCGCGGGGGGCAUCUCCCGGGAGGACACCGACAUCCCCCCCGUCGUGGCGCUGCUGCUCCUCGGCUUCGCCGCCGCGGGGAAGAGCUCCCUCGUCCGCCACCUCUACUCCGUCCUCGGCCGCGCCUCCGCCUUCGCCCCCUUCCCCCUCACCACCUCCCCAGCAGGAAAGGACGGGCGAACGCUGUGCUUGGAGGAGCACAACGUGGUGCGGUCGACGCGGAACGGCUUCUGCGUGUUCGACUCGCGGGGCCUCGACUACGACCGCGUCGCCGACGGCCUCGACGAGGUCGCCGACUGGAUGGACCACGGCGUCCGCCACCGCCAGCUCUGCCGCGGAGCCUCCGCCUCCGCGGACUCCGCCUCCUCCUCCUCCUCCUCCGCAGCCGCGGCCGAGAAGCGCUUCGUGCGGCGGCGCGUCAACUGCGUCGUGGUGGUGGCGAGCCUCUCGGAGCUCUACCGCUCCCUCCUCUCCGCCGACCUCCGCAAGCUCGACGCCACCCGGGAGCUCUUCCACUACCCCGCCAUCAAGACCACCUGCUACGAGGACCCCAUCCUGGUGCUGACCCACGGCGACGAGCUGACCCCGGCGGAGCGCAUCGACGCCCGCGUCCGCGUGUGCGACUACCUCGGCGUCCCCGACCACGCGUGCGGCGCCGUCUACGACGUGGCCUGCCCCGAGGGCCUCCACGUGGCGGACGAGGUGGACCCCGUGGCCGCCUACGCCGCCGCCGAGGCCGUGUUCCGCGCCCUCCACGUGGCCGACCGCGCCCACCCUCCCAAGCCCGGCCCCAAGGAGUGGGCCCUGUGGGCCCUCACCUGGUCCCUCUGCGCCCUCUCCGCCCUCUUCGCCUUCCUCUCCUGCUUGUGCUCCAAAUUUGCCCAGGCCAAUAACACCAACACCAACACCAACUCCUCUUACUCUACUACUACUACCACCACCAGACUCAGUACUAGAGACCACCCCCACCCCCACCCCCACCCCCACCCCCACCGCAACAAGUUUAGGUGAAAAUUUACAUACAUUUACUACAGUUUUAGUCCUCAAAUCUUUGAUCCCCAACCCAAUUCCGAUUAGUUUAGUUAGGCUGCGCGCGCGCCCCGUCUGAACAAAUGACGUCGAUCGUGAGAUCUUGUGGCGCCGCCCUGCAUGCAGUUCUGCUGACAUUUAUGACCAUUCUUUUCCCACAAACAUGAACAUUAUUAUUUGUUUUCAUACGUACGGCCGCUAAGUAACGUAAAUGAUGCCGUAGACAGACCGAAGGCUUACUUUCCAAAUGCAUGCAUGCGCAGCGCCCAGUCGUCCACCUUGUUGUUUUAGAGGAUUCAAAAUAAUUUUUAAACUAAUAAUUCAUGUGAAAUAGUGAUGAGAACCGGCGCCGAACAAAUGCUUCUUUUGGCACCGGUUUUCAUCACUUAUUUUAUUAAAGUAAAAAGAAUCAACAGGAAGAAAACAUUGUAAAAUGCUUUUCUUACGAUUUUGAAUCUUCUAAAACAUCAACGGUAUUAUAGUAAAGACAACGUCGCCGCGUUCUCGGCCAACUAGGCGGAAAUUGCUGUGAAGAUGGAAAUUUUUGGAGUAACAAAAAUGAUUAGAACUGGAAUUCUGAAAAUGUAACCGAAAUCGGGAUCAAAUUUUAGGCACUAACUCUGUGACCAAACCUUGCCAUUAUAGCUGUCAUCUUCAGGACGCUUGUUGUUGUUAAUAGGAGAGUUUUGAGGGACUUCUAAUGUGAUUAAAUAAAGCCUAACAUUAAUUUGACGCACUAACAAUGUUCCUUGUUCUUUGUUCAAAGGUUGGGUUUCAAUAUAAGACAAUGUUGUGAGAUCGAGGGUGGUAUUGUAUGUUUAUUUAUUUAUUUAUUUAUUUAUUUAUUUAUUUAUUUGUUCAAUCGAGUGGGUUUAUAGAAUGAUUUUGUGUACAGGGUUCUGGUGUGAAAAGCUGGUCUAUUGGCCCUAAUUAUUUUC
Messenger RNA from Ananas comosus (pineapple), 2247 nucleotides. RefSeq lists its product as uncharacterized. The record is from RefSeq and is a predicted model, not a curated record. Bases 74 to 1291 code for a protein of 405 amino acids. NCBI's taxonomy places the organism in Eukaryota, Viridiplantae, Streptophyta, Magnoliopsida, Poales, Bromeliaceae. The transcript is spliced from 2 exons.